Messenger RNA from Budorcas taxicolor (takin), 699 nucleotides. RefSeq names its product noggin (gene NOG). Gene Ontology annotation, biological process: negative regulation of BMP signaling pathway; negative regulation of cell differentiation; osteoblast differentiation. Lineage: Eukaryota; Metazoa; Chordata; Mammalia; Artiodactyla; Bovidae. Bases 1 to 699 code for a protein of 232 amino acids. The transcript has a single exon. The record is from RefSeq and is a predicted model, not a curated record.
AUGGAGCGCUGCCCCAGCCUGGGGGUCACCCUCUACGCCCUGGUGGUGGUCCUGGGGCUGCGGGUGGCACCGGCCGGCGGCCAGCACUAUCUCCACAUCCGCCCGGCUCCCAGCGACAACCUGCCCCUGGUGGACCUCAUCGAACACCCGGACCCUAUCUUUGACCCCAAGGAGAAGGAUCUGAACGAGACGCUGCUGCGCUCGCUGCUCGGGGGCCACUACGACCCGGGUUUCAUGGCCACCUCGCCCCCUGAGGACCGGCCGGGCGGGGGCGGGGUGGCGGCCGGGGGCGCCGAGGACCUUGCCGAGCUGGACCAGCUGCUGCGGCAGCGGCCGUCGGGGGCCAUGCCGAGCGAGAUCAAAGCGCUGGAGUUCUCCGAGGGCUUGGCCCCGGGCAAGAAGCAGCGCCUGAGCAAGAAGCUGAGGAGGAAGUUACAGAUGUGGCUGUGGUCGCAGACCUUCUGCCCGGUGCUGUACGCGUGGAACGACCUGGGCAGCCGCUUCUGGCCGCGCUACGUGAAGGUGGGCAGCUGCUUCAGCAAGCGCUCCUGCUCGGUGCCCGAGGGCAUGGUGUGCAAGCCGUCCAAGUCCGUGCACCUCACGGUGCUGCGGUGGCGCUGUCAGCGGCGCGGGGGCCAGCGCUGCGGCUGGAUUCCCAUCCAGUACCCCAUCAUUUCCGAGUGCAAGUGUUCCUGCUAG